GGAAGACGAGAGACAAAGCUGAGAAACUGGCCAGAGCAGGCAGCGGAGGACCUUGAACGCCCAGACCAGGAUUUGGGACUCGCCCGCUUGAGUGUGGGCGUGGCUGAAGGCAGCAGUCCCUGGUGCUACCGCUGCUGGUGGGGUCGUCACGGGUGCUCCGGGGAGGAGAAUAGCCUCGAACAAUCGAGACCGUGAUGGGGCUGGGGAGCGGAGGGCCCAAGGGCUGUGAACAGGGCCCUGUGCUAGCACCUGCCACCCGUUACUCCCUCCCUCCCUCUCUGCGUCUUUGUGCCGUGUCCUUUCCUUUCGCAGUAAACGUUCUUCUUCCGAGAAAUUCCAAGGGGAUCUCAGCCAAGCAGAGGGGGGAGGGAUCCUGCCCACGCCUGGGGCGGGGGGAGGUAGAGGUGGAGGGAGCGCCGGGAACGGGUGGAGGGAGCCCGAGCCGGAGAGGGCUGGCGCCGCUGGCGAGCGGGGCGCCGGCUGGCCAGAGGGGCCCAGGACGGCCCGGGACGGUGACCCGGCUCUGGCCCUGAGCCCCAGACGCCUGAGUCCUUGAGUCUCCAGCCUCCCCCGCCCCCCCGCGCGGCCCCCGCCCCGGCUCCGCCCCGCCCCUCGCGCGGGGUCCGUGUCUGCGGCUGCGUUCCCCGAAAGACAAGGCUGCACCCGGCUUCCCUUCCACAGGGAGACCGAAGGGCACCUCUCCCCGCGCCGCCCGCGCUUCCCGGAGCCCCGGAGUCGCGACACCCCAGGGAUGUGAGUGCGCCCCCGACCUGAGGCCCGCGCUCCACGCUUAGAUCCGCGGCCUGUGCCCCAGACGACCCCAGCCUGCAGCCCCCGCGCCUUCCUGAGGCCCGCCUGGAGCAUGUUGCCUGCGGCCAUGAAGGGCCUCGGCCUGGUGCUGCUGGCCGCUCUGCUGUGCUCUGGCCCCGCUCAUGGCCUGUGGUGCCAGGACUGCACGCUGACCACCAACUCCAGUCAUUGUACCCCGAAGCAGUGCCCGCCGGCAGACACGGUGUGUGCCAGCGUCCAGAUCACAGAUCCCAGCAGCAGCAGGAAGGAUCAUUCUGUGAACAAGAUGUGUGCCUCGUCCUGUGACUUCGUGAAGCGGCACUUUUUCUCAGACUAUCUGAUGGGCUUCAUUAACUCUGGGAUCUUGAAAGUAGAUGUGGACUGCUGUGAGAAGGAUUUGUGCAACGGGGUGGCGCUGGCGGGGCGCAGCUCCUGGGCCCUGGCGGGGGGACUCCUGCUUGGCCUGGGGCCCACCCUCCUCUGGGCUGGGCCCUGAGGUCCCCUCCCUCCCGCAGAGCUUCUGAACUCGUCCCGCCAGACCUGAGGCUGUGGCUGCCCCCUCCCCAGCCUGGCCUGGCUGAAGCUGGGGGCAGCCUUGGCCUGUCCACAGUCUGUGGCCCCCGCCCCUCCCUGUCUCUCCACCAGCUCCAAGUCCCAGCCAGCAGGACAUCUCCAGGAAUCAGGCGUCCAGCAGGAGGCUGGGACCCCGGGCCUCGGAGGGGAAGCCAGGCUGAGCCAGGCCCCGCCCGACAGCCUGGCUGUGAGGGCAUCCUCUAAGGAGAAGUAAAGUCAAUUCUGAGUCCAGAGACCCGGGCCUGAGCCUGGUGGGGAUUUUUUUUU
Messenger RNA from Globicephala melas (long-finned pilot whale), 1629 nucleotides. RefSeq names its product lymphocyte antigen 6 family member H (gene LY6H). The record is from RefSeq and is a predicted model, not a curated record. Gene Ontology annotation, cellular component: plasma membrane. Gene Ontology annotation, biological process: acetylcholine receptor signaling pathway. Gene Ontology annotation, molecular function: acetylcholine receptor binding; acetylcholine receptor inhibitor activity. NCBI's taxonomy places the organism in Eukaryota, Metazoa, Chordata, Mammalia, Artiodactyla, Delphinidae.